Messenger RNA from Acipenser ruthenus (sterlet), 4885 nucleotides. RefSeq names its product integrin alpha 4 (gene itga4). NCBI's taxonomy places the organism in Eukaryota, Metazoa, Chordata, Actinopteri, Acipenseriformes, Acipenseridae. Gene Ontology annotation, biological process: cell-cell adhesion; cell-matrix adhesion; integrin-mediated signaling pathway. The transcript is spliced from 28 exons. Gene Ontology annotation, cellular component: external side of plasma membrane; integrin complex. Gene Ontology annotation, molecular function: integrin binding. The record is from RefSeq and is a predicted model, not a curated record. Bases 187 to 3249 code for a protein of 1020 amino acids.
GAUGAGGGUAGAAUAAAAGCAACAGGGGAAAGCACUGUAACUUUAAAGCUGCUGUAACAUUUGAGCAGUGUAGUGUAAAAAUAGCACAUUGGAUUCCUUUUUUUUUCUUUUUUUUGUUUUCUUUUACUGUUGGAUUGUUUUCUUGCAGCAAAUAUUCCAGAAGGACACCUGGCGACAGUUUAAAAUAUGGCACAGAUUUUUUUAAAUACACGUUUUAGGUGGACUGAUAUCUUGAGGUUGGCGUGCGUUUUUUGUUUCGUUGGAUGUGCGGGUUGCUACAAUUUGGAUGUGGAACAUUCUAUGGCUUUUCGCGGGCCAAAUGGUUCUUUAUUUGGAUAUUCAGUUUCAUUGCACAGCCAUGGAAAUCAAAAAUGGGUCUUAGUGGGAGCUCCAGUGGCAAAUUCAACUUUCAACCCUUCCAUCGCAAACCCCGGUGCGGUUUACAAAUGCAACAUCAAAAACACGUUUAAGGAUUGUGAGCAGCUAUCAAUGGGAAGUGAAAAGGAAGUCCAGUGUGGAAAGACAUGCCAAGCAGAGAGAGAUAACCAGUGGUUUGGUGUUAGUUUAUCCAGACAACCCCAAACUGAUGGGUAUAUUGUGGCAUGUGGACAUCGCUGGAAAAACAUUUUUUACACGCAUAGAGAUCAGCAAAAUAAACUACCCAAUGGUGUUUGCUACAAGAUUCAACCAGACUUAAACUCCAGCAGUCAGCCAAUGACUCCAUGUUAUAUAGAUCACCAACGAAAAUUUGGUGACAGGUAUGGCUCUUGUCAAGCUGGGAUGUCUAAUUUCCUAAUGGAGGACUUGAUUGUUAUUGGAGCCCCUGGAUCUUUUUACUGGACAGGUUCUGUUUUAGUGUAUAACACAUCCGACAACACAUUAUGUGCGUACGUCGAUGAUGAAAACGAAGUCCUUUAUGGAAGCUACCUAGGAUAUUCUGUUGGUGCUGGACACUUCAUUAACCCACAGGGCACUGAAGUUGUAGGAGGGGCACCCCAGCAUGGGCAGACUGGUAAAGCCUAUAUCUUCAAAUAUGAGUCCAAUUAUUUGUCAAUAGUUUUUAAAGCAAGCGGCAAGAAGCUCGGUUCCUAUUUUGGUUCUUCUGUCUGUGCUGUUGACCUCAAUUCAGAUGGGCUGUCUGACUUACUGGUUGGGGCUCCAAUGUACAGCACUGUAAGGGAGGAAGGAAGAGUUUACAUUUAUAUGAACCUGGGCAAUGCUGAUAUGAAGGAGCUAGAUUUUGAAUUAGCGGGGAGCGACUCGUAUUCAGGAAGGUUUGGAGAAACUAUCACAAAUCUAGGAGACAUCGAUGAUGAUGGUUUUCCAGAUGUUGCUAUUGGGGCUCCACAGGAAGAAGAUCUACAGGGAGCUAUUUACAUCUACAAUGGCAGGAAGAAAGGGAUAUCUCAGUCAUAUUCCCAAAGAAUAAGUGGAUACAUAAAUGGCAAUGUCUUCAAGAUGUUUGGCCAGUCCGUGUCUGGAGGCAUUGAUGUGGAUGGCAAUGGUUACCCAGAUGUAGCAGUUGGUGCCUUUAUGUCUGAUUCUGCUGUAGUACUGAGGACACGGGUCGUGGUGAUUGUAGAGGCCGCCUUGAUUCUUCCUCCUUCUGUCAAUCGCACCAAGCUUGAGUGUGUUGAAAAUGGACAGCCCGCUGUCUGUAUGAAUAUCACUCUAUGCUUUAAGAUCAAAGGCAGGGACAUUCCAGGACACAUAGGCCUCCUGUACAAUCUGACUGCCGAUGUCCACAGAGAGGCUGGCUUUCCUUCUCGGUUUUAUUUCAUUGGAAAUGGAACCUCCAACUGCACAUCAGGAAAGGUUGAGGUGUCCCACAAUCAUGUAAACUGUGUGACUCACCAGGCCUUUAUGAGAAAAGAAAUACGUGAUAUUUUCACCCCCAUCCGUUUUGAGGCAGCGUAUCAGCUUGGAGAGCAUGUUGUGAAAAGAGACGCCCUAAGCCCAUUUCCACCGCUUCGACCCAUCCUACAACAGAGAGAAGGGGAGGCGAAUCAUGUCAGAAACAAGACACAGUUUGCCCGGUACUGUGCUUGGGAAAACUGCUCUGCCAAUUUGCAGGUUACUGCAAAGCUUGGCUUGCCACAGAUUCAUGAAAACAAGCCUUACUUUGCUCUUGGGAAUGGAAAGACUGUGAUGUUGAAUGUGACUUUAUACAAUGCAGGGGAUGAUGCAUUCCAAGCUGCUCUGCACGUCAGAUUCCCUGAAACUCUGUACUUCGUUAAAGUUUUAGACUCGGAAGAGAAAUACAUUAGCUGUGAUAUAGCAGAAGAUGAUCAGUCGGUUGUAGAGUUGGAUUGUAGUGUUGGCCAUUUAUAUAUGAACUCUUUGACAAAGACAGAUGUCACUUUCCUUCUGGAUGUGAACAAAGACAGUGUUGCAGAGGACCUCAACAUCACAAUUAAUGCAACCUGUGAAAGUGAAGAAGGAGCAGAUCUUCUGUAUGAUAAUAUUGCAACUUUAAUAUUGCCUUUGAGAUAUGGGGUUGACUUAAAUGUCCAUGGGCUUGUGUCACCCUCUUCAUUUGUAUUUGAAGAGAUGCAGAAUGAGUCUGAUUGUUUUACUCAUAAGUUUAAUUACACUUUCACCGUAGUUAAUAUUGGCGUUAGCAAGGCCCCUGGCUCUAGACUGGAGAUCAAUAUUCCUAAUUCCAUUGCACCGUGCCCAUUCAAACUGUUCAACGUUUUGGAUAUUAAGACUUCCCUUGGAGAAUGUUAUCUUCCGAACAAUACAAAAGACUGUGACAUACCAGAUACAUCACUUAUUCAGGACUUGGUGUUUUUCUUUUCAAAAACAACAACCAGGCGAUUGUACUGUACGAAGGAUGACGCUUCUUGUUUAAAUAUAUUUUGUGACUUUGGAGAAAUGGAAACCGGGAAGGAAGCCACUGUUCAGCUACAGCUGGAGCUAACCCCUUUAGUUUUGGCACUAGGUAGAACUUCCAUUUUUUAUAUUGAAACAAUAGCUGAAGCAUUUCCCAAGCAGGACACAUAUGUUAUUGAACUACAAAAAUACCAGUUUGCAAGUAUUAUUUUGGAAGCCCAUCACGAUCAGAAGCCAAUGAGGAGAGUAGAAAUAUCCAUUGUUGUAGUCAGUCUCUUUGUGGGGCUCUUUAUACUCUUGCUGCUUAUAUACUUCCUUUGGAAGGUUGGCUUUUUUAAAAGAACUUUUCAAACGAAAGAACAGGACCGUCGAAAAAGCAGUGACUACGUAAAUAAGACUAAAGAUGUCUAUUGACAACAGAACCACCAAUGGUAGAGAACAUCAGGAUAUUUAAAAAUAAGAAAAAAGACUUGUACAAACUCAAGGAAGAACAAACAAAAUAUUGUUAUAGAAUGUUUUUUCAAACCAAACAGUAUUUUUUAAAGCAGCAUUAAUACUUCAAACAAGCAUAUGUAUUUCAAAGCUAAAGGAGAACUGGUUUCUAUCAAAGAGACAGUGUUACAUGUUACUGUCAAGUACAGUAUUUUGUCAGCAGAGUUCUUUCAAAGGUGAUACAAUUGAAAGAAUGAACUCACUUUUAAUAUCGCCUUGUUUUGAAAUUACACUGAUUUUAUGAAACAUUUUUUGAAUACAUUGUCAAAUGAAAUGCACUUUAUCUUUUAACUCUGAUAAGCUGGAAUGUAUUCACUGAGUGCCUCUCUGAACCACAAUUAUACAUGUUCACAUCUGCAAAGAUACUCCAUCUAUUGUGGCCACAGACAUCUCAUUUUAUUAGUUUACAAUCGUGAGUUUUUUUAACUCGAGACAUUUACACAAGAAAAAUGUCUUGUGUAAAAUGCUUUUUUGGGUUUCCAUUCACUCAGUUUAUUUUACUCUAGUAAACCAGGCUUUUCACCCGACGUCAUGCAAAUGAAUGGGAAAGGUGGGGGUUGAUAUAUAAAUUAACUAUGCGUAAAGUACUCGUGCUGUUUUUGAAGAUUACUCAUGACGUAUUCUGAAAAUAACUGCCACACGAGUGAAUCUAAGCUGCUGUAAUAAAGCAAAAUACCCUGUGCCUGCUUGGUUAAUAAUGUGCUUUACUGCUCUUCACCAAAUUGUUUUUCAAUUUGAGGAGGCUCGUGCUGUCAGAGAUGCUCUCCUUUCUUUUCAGUUGUGUUGGAUUUACUGCCGUGUUAAAUAUUAACCACACAAUUUGAAUAGUUUGACUGAAUGCUGGCACUUAAUCAAAUGUGUGAAUUGUGUCUUAAUGAAUACGGGACUCUAACUCAGAAGCCAGAUAAUGAAUUAAUUAAUUACAAACUCCCUUACCUCUUGCUACACAGUGUUUGCAUUGCUUGGUAACUUAUCUUAAGUAAAACUCUUACAAUAAAAUUCUGGGACCUAAAAAAAAAAAAAAAAAUCCACAGUGUGCUUAUAUACAUAUUCAACAUACUGAGCAACACCAGACAAACAUGUUGAAACACAACUCAAAGCACUUUUUAUACUUUUAUAAUGAAAAUCGUAACAUUUCAUACCACUUACUGAAAAUCCAUGCAGCACAUUUUGAAAAUAACCCCCUCACGUGUACACGUUUCUUUAUAUGAAUUAUGAAAGAAUAACACACACCAAAAAAAUUACUUAAAUGUAUUAAAUACAUAUAGGCCUGUGUAAAACAGCUACCUUUGUGUUAUUCAGGAAAUCAGGCUGUCUGCAGAGUUUAUAGUGGUGCUCAAAUGGUGUUUGGCAAUAAAAAAAACAGAGUAUUAUCAAGGCUUGCAAUGGUGUACUUCAUCAGUUUAAAUAAGUGUAAAAUAUUGAUACUGUUGCUUGUGUAAUGUAAAAAUGCAUUUAUAUAAAAAAACAUGAAUUAUUACAAUACAUUGGUAUGUGUUUAUAUACACUGAUAAUGUAAUGUUCUGUGAUUUUCUUUAUUAAAGUGCUUUGUAUUUUU